Messenger RNA from Talaromyces marneffei, 588 nucleotides. RefSeq lists its product as uncharacterized. The transcript has 2 exons. The record is from RefSeq and is a predicted model, not a curated record. Gene Ontology annotation, cellular component: cytoplasm. Lineage: Eukaryota; Fungi; Ascomycota; Eurotiomycetes; Eurotiales; Trichocomaceae. Gene Ontology annotation, biological process: quinolinate metabolic process; 'de novo' NAD+ biosynthetic process from L-tryptophan. The coding region runs from base 1 to 588 and encodes 195 amino acids. Gene Ontology annotation, molecular function: 3-hydroxyanthranilate 3,4-dioxygenase activity; iron ion binding.
AUGCUCCCCCCAUCCCUCAACAUCCCCAAAUGGCUCGAAGCCAACUCCCACCUCCUCCAACCCCCCGUCAACAACUACUGCGUCUACCACCCUUCAAACUCCGCCGGUUACACCGUCAUGAUCGUCGGUGGCCCCAACGCCCGAACAGACUACCACAUCAACUCCACGCCCGAAUUCUUCUACCAAUACCGAGGAUCUAUGCUGCUCAAAACCGUCGACACAGCCACCUCACCACCUACAUUCGUUGACGUGCCCAUCCACGAAGGAUCACUGUUUUUGUUGCCGGCGAAUACACCUCAUUGUCCAGUCCGAUUCAAGGAUACGAUUGGUGUGGUGCUGGAACAGCCGCGAGCGGAGGGGGCGGAGGAUGCGAUGAGGUGGUAUUGCAUGAGUGAGGAGUGUAAAGGGAAGGGAACGAUUGUGUUUGAGAAGAGGUUUGUGUGUACGGAUCUGGGGACGCAGGUGAAAGAAGUUGUGGAGGAGUUUGGCGCGGAUGAGAAGAAGAGGACUUGUGAGAAAUGUGGUGCCGUGGCUGCGGUGAGGUAUGGGGAGGGUCAGGUUGUGCAGCCGUCGAGGUUUCCGGAGUGA